UCCGAGAGGAGGUCUGUGAUUGGCUACAGAUGUAAAUGUAGCAACUUGAGCAGGACCUGUGGGAGGACAAAGACACCUUGAUGAAUCCGUUUGCCACAUUUUGUCUUCAGAAAUAUUACAGUCGACUAUCAUAGUAGCCACUUUCAGUGGGGUAUGUGACUCUCAAAUAGAACAUUUUCGUUGAAGACAUCCCAGUACCACGGGACAGCCACCCAAUCAAAGCCUGGUUGACAGCAGGACGGUUCACAACGGUCCACAGUUCAAAUUUGCCGCUGGAGAAAAUAAUUUUGUGCUCACAAGCAGCUGAGCCAUGGACUGAGCAACAUCGUGUCCCCGCAACAAGCACCAAACUAACCAGCAACCAAUCCACCAAGACGGCGGCAGGAAUGGCACAGCCUCUGUACGACUGUAAAUAUUCCUUGUAAACUCGCAGAGACCUGUGCGCCCGAGUUUUCCUGUCGAGCCGGUCCGGGGAAGCCUGUGUUUGGGGUUGUGUUGGUGUAUAUCCGUCCGAUGAUACAGACGUGAACUGAACAACGCACGAAGGAUGGAGAGACGGAACAAACUUACACGGUCACCCUCCAUGAAGAGGAGGAGCAAGCCCACACCUCUCUCUGACAGGGUAACUCUGGAGAGAGUACUGGGGCUGACGCUCACCAAUAACUGUGGUCUGGCCAGCAGUCCUGUCACUGGAGUUAUUGCCUAUCCCGCUGGAUGUGUGGUGGUGCUAUUCAACACUAAGAAGAACAAGCAAAGUCAUAUCUUUAAUACUUCAAGAAAAACAAUAUCAGCAUUAGCGUUCUCCAAAGAUGGGAAAUAUGUGGUCACAGGAGAGAGUGGGCACCAGCCAGGGGUGCGUGUGUGGGAUGUUGAGGAGAAGACACAAGUUGCAGAGUUCCAGGGACACAAGUUUGGAGUGAUAUGUCACUCUUUUGUUUGCAGCCCUCUCCUCCAACAUGAAGUAUGUGUUUCUGUAGGCUACCAACACGACAUGCUGGUGAAUGUGUGGAACUGGAGAACAAGCACAUUGGUGGCUUCAAAUAAAGUUUCAUCAAAGGUUAAGGCCAUGUCAUUCUCGGAGGACAGCAGCUAUUUUGUCACCGUUGGUAACAGACAUGUCAAGUUCUGGUAUCUGGACGAAUCAAAAGCUUCAAAGAAUUUAGGAACAGUGCCACUGCUUGGUCGAUCAGGCAUCCUGGGAGAGCAGAGGAACAAUUUCUUCUGUGAUGUUGCCUGUGGUCGGGGCAUGAUGAAGGAGAGUACCUACUGUAUCACUAGGUCAGGUCUGCUCUGUGAGUUCAACGAGAGACGCCUUCUGGACAAGUGGGUAGAACUCAGGACGACUUGUGCCAACUGUAUCUCUGUAUCAGAGAACCACAUAGCCUGUGGGUGUGCUGAUGGGGUGGUACGGCUGUUUGACCCCAAAACACUGCACUACAUCUGCACCCUUCCCAAACCCCACUACCUGGGGCUGGAUGUUGCUGCUAGUAUUGACCCAAGUCAAUUCAUCACAAAGAAUGACAAUGCAAAGUACCCAAGCACAAUUGCUGUCAAGUAUGAUGAACAAAAUAACAAGGUGACUUGUGUGUAUGAUGACCACAGCCUGUAUGUGUGGGAUGUGAAGGAUGAGAAGAAGAUUGGCAAGGCCUGGUCCUUCCUGUACCACAGCUCCUGUGUGUGGGGAGUAGAGACAUAUCCAAAUGUCCCAGAAGGGUUCAAGGCAGCCCUUCCAGCUGGUUCCUUCAUCACCUGUGGUUCAGAUGACACCAUUCGGAUCUGGAACCUGGACUCUACACUCCACACAGACACUGUUCUCAAGAGGAACAUUUACAGUAAUGAGCUGUUGAAAGUUAUUUAUACAGAUGAAAGUUACCAGAAUAUCCGAGAUGUGGAUUACAACCCAGCUGGGAGCAAUGACAAGACAGAUGACAGCUAUGGAGGGAAGAAUGGUGUGCGAUGUGUGAAGGUGAGUCCUGAUGGGCAGCACCUAGCAUCAGGAGAUCGCUGUGGGAACAUCCGUGUCCACGAGCUUCAGUUCAUGGACCAGCUGAAGUACCUGGAGGCACACGACGGAGAGGUCCUGUGUCUGGAGUACGCCAACCCAGAUCAGACAGGUCUGAACCUGCUUGCCUCCUCCAGCCGUGACAGACUCAUUCACAUCUUCCAAGCUGACAGGAAUUAUUCACUGCUGCAGACGCUGGACGAUCACUCGGCAGCCAUCACAGCAGUCAAAUUUACAGAUCACAAUGGCCAGCUGCAGAUGCUAAGUUGCGGUGCUGACAAGGCUCUCAUGUUUCGCUCACUACAACAGGGCCCAACUAAUACCAACACUGACAUGCAGUUCAUCAGGAACCACUACAUUCUGGGCAAGUGCACAUUCUAUGAUAUGGAUGUGGACAUCACCAAGAAGUAUGUGGCCACUGCUUGCCAGGAUAGAAAUGUCAGAAUUUUCAAUACCAACAGCGGAAAGCUAAAGAAGGGUUACAAAGGCUCAUUAGGAGAUGAUGGCACUUUGAUUAAGGUGCAACUGGACCCAUCGGGAAUGUAUGCAGUGACCAGCUGUUCUGACAAAAACCUGAGUAUCUAUGACUUCUACUCAGGAGAAUGUGUGGCCACCAUGUUUGGACACUCAGAGCUGGUAACAGGUGUCAAGUUUACACCUGGUCUGAAGAGAUUGAUAUCCACAUCAGGAGAUGGCUGCAUCUUUGUGUGGAAGCUGUCCCCAGUCUUCACACAGACCAUGAAGGAUCGCCUGGCAGAGUUGGGACAGCAGCUGCCAACAGAUGUUCCCAAGAUUAAUAUCAGAAGAGACACCUUUGCAGUGACAGACAGCCCAUGCAGAAGAGAGACAUAUGCAGUACUUCCAAACAAUGGUCCAUCUUCAGUACCAACAACUGCCAAUGGACACCCUAGUCCUCCUGACCUUGACAUCACGGCCCCCCUCCUUCAGCAUGACCUUGGGCUGACGGAGUCAGAUUUCGCUCCUGCCCGACCGUCACUCUUUCAGAAGUCACCAGAGCCCCAUCUAAAACCAGAGGCAGCAAAUGUUGGCCCAGAGUUUGACUACCGCUUUAGUGUGCUUCCAUCUUGGGCAAAAAAACAGGGGGUGGAAGAAGAAGUGAGUAAGAGUGCAUCAGACACCUACAGCAGCCCCUCCCAGCCUCGGGGCCGCUGGGCACAGCGUGUGGAUGAUGGAGGCAUCAGGGUCAAGUCGCAGUUGGAUGCAGAGGCCUCCAUCUCUCUCUCUUUGACUGAUGCGCUUGAGCGGCGGCGCCUGACUGUGGAGCCUGACUCCAUGCGGGACACCCUUAAGGGGAUGGCUGCUGAAAGAGGAACUACAGGUGACUUGCUUGAAUCUGUCCAAGAAGGGUUGUCGUUUUCAUUGGGAAUGAGUCUUGACCAGUUUGAGAAGGAGUUACAGAGCAAGACUCCAGCAAAGCAGCUGCUGAGUCAGGUUGGUGCCAACAGGAACAGUGAGCCAUUUGAGAGACCCACCCGUCUGACCUUGAACUUUGACCGGCAGACAAGCACAGAAGUUGGGUUACACAUUGAAGACAUAGAGGGAGAUGCAGAGGCUGGAGAUGAUACAGGGAACAUUAUCUACCCUGCCCCCUCACAGGACCUCAUCAUUACUCCUGAUAGUCCCUUUCUGGUAAAGGAAUACUUCCCCAUGGGCAUGAAGAAGAAGAAACUUGGUGCUGAAACCCCAAGGAAGGAGCCAGAAGACACUGGAGCUGACACAGGGGAAUCCCAGGAGGAAGGUGACGGUACCAAACCUCUCUCCAAAAACAAACUAGCCAGACAUUCAGGCUCAAAUGAUCCAGAUAGUCUAGAGGAGGAUGGAGAAGGGGAUGAUGAAGAAGAAGAAGAGGAGGAGGAGGAUGGUGGUGGUGAUAGUCUGGAGAACUCGGAGGCUGAGGAGGACAGAAUCAGCAGAUCACUCACCCCAUCCAGCUCCUCCGAGAAGCCUGACUCAGAGACAAGUCCACAAACACCAGAGAAAGAGAGGUUCCUCAAACAUAACUAUGAGAACUUGGAAGUGUCUGCAGCUUUGGGGAAUGAGACCUUUGGAAGGAGUUUGGAUGAGCUGAAGCCAGCAGCUGAGGCUGACCAUUUUCUAAAUCCUAGGCUGAGUAUUUCUGCCCGUUUCCUGUCACGGUCCCAACAAGGCGUGAGCCUGAAAAGAUUCCUUCCCAUGGCUUCUGUUACUGAGAGUGGAAAAGAGGUUCAUCCAGUGGUCAAGACAACUACAGCAAAUGAUGAGAACCUGCAGAAAAAGAAGGAGGAAAUGGCAAUGGCUGUAGAUCAGACCAGGAAGAGACUAGAAGCUAUGGGUUACAAGUUGGAACGAGCUUCCUCAACAGAGAGCAUCAAUUCUGAACCAACCCGCGACCUGACAAUCCCAGUGAAGGACAGUCAGCCCAAACCAGUUACACUUGAGAGCCACUCCUACAGUGAGAGCUCAGGGUCUGUGUCCACCAGUAGGAGCACCACACCUUCCAGUACUGCUUCUGGUGCCGGCACAGUUUUCGCUUUUACAGCAUCCAAAGCUAGCAGUGGAGUGGAUGUGCCUCUGGACAUCCCUGAGAAAUUGCCCAGUUCUCCUUCUUCCCCUCCAACUCCAUCUGCAGACAAGGAGAACCAGGUCUUUCCAGAUACCAAGGGUGGGGCCAAGUCUGUUGCUAAGGCAACCAAACAGAAGCCAGUGACCAAGAGCAUGUCCAUGUCAGAUCUGGCACAAAAAAGUAAAAGUGACACCAAAGUGGAAGCAUGUAAUUCACCGGGCACCCACAGCAUGACCUUGCGUGCUAGGGUGAGCCAGUCCCAACCUGGAUCACCCUCCAAACCUCGUACCCUUCCCCUCCCCCCAGCCAAAUCUGAACCAAACUUGGCAGAUGCCAAAGAUAUUAAAAAGUCUACAAAGGAGAGGCGUAGAUCUUCCCUUACAAAGGAUAAGGUCAGUAGAAGGUCUUCUGGGUCGGCAGUAGCAGCUAAAGCUCGAGGGAGGUCACGGCGAUCAGAGCCACUGUCUUCUGCCAUCUCAAAUCCCAACCUGGCCACAGAACAGGGAACAGAUAAAGUGGUCAAACCUGUGAGAGGUAGUGUUGUCAGGAGAAACUCUGUGGGUAGUUGUGUGAGCAGAAAAACAAGUGACUGACCCCAGACAGAAGUCAUCUUUGAAGGAAAAAGCAGCAAAGAGGAAAGUUAUGAGCGGUGCAGUGUCGCCUCCAGUCAACAAGAUGGCAGCCCAGCCACCUAAGACCAAGCAGUCAGAGCUGGUGGCUGGGACAACUCCAGGGCCAUCACAAAGACCUCCUAUUGAAACAUUGCAGCCAGUUUCUUGUGACCAAGGACCAACUCUAGCGGUAUCAUCAGACAUAGACGAGAUUCCAGAGAGGGAUACCAGCCAUCCUCGUACAUCUCAUUCUGACAGUGAAGUCUUAGAGACUUAUGAUGUCCAUGCCUCUGAGGGCCCAGAGUGGCUAGAGGCAUGGAAGAAGUGUAAGAAAGCAGACACGCCAACACAGCCUUUGGCUCUGGAUACACAGCCCCCUGUGGUUGCUAGUUGUAUAACUCUGACCAGCCCAUCAAGAACCUCGAAACCCAGUCCCCCCAUGCCGCUGGACAUCACAGACAUCAUUCAGAUCAACUUACCCCCAGCUGGCAGGGAGCAGGAUGGACCUGUGGCACUGCAAGGGAUUGGUCCUGCUGUAAAGAAAGAUGAAGGCCAAGGAGAUGGCAAUGAUGUGCAUGUACAGGAGCUGCCGGCCAGACAGCAAGAACCCACUGUUGCAGUUAGUAAAGCAGCACCACAGACAAAAGUUCAGGGACAUGCAUUCCUCCCUGUUAAACAUUCAGCUAAUGCUGCCACAGAGGUUCCACAGCAGGGAGUGAUGGAGCAGACAGAGCAACCAGAGAAAGAUUCUCCUGUUUCCGUGGAAAUGUGUUCCCAAGUUGUGGAGGAUCUCCGCAGAACAUUCCAAAAAGCAGCUAGUCUUCAUGCUAGGGCUCUGCAAAGUGAGGUCCAACACAAAGAUGAGGUCCUGUCCAUGCUGUCAGCCACCUUCUCUUCCAUACAGAGCCAAGUUACUGCAAUGAAUAAACAGAGUGCUUCCACAAGUAGCCACUCCUUCUCACCAGAAUCUGUCCAGUCCCUGUCUCACAGUAUUGCACGGACCCGCCACGGCUCUGCCCCUGAUCUGCUGGAGGAAGAUGAUACAGACACGUCCUGUGCUCUGUCCCUCUUGGAGAGAUACUCAGAAAUGAUGGUUAGCAUGGUGCAGCAGAAGUUGACCCAAAAUGGUGUACAGCUUUCACAGCAUACAACCAAGCCCAGUGGGACCUGAAUUUGAAAUUUGUCAAAAACCGCAGUUUACAUGGCAUGCUCACAAAAAAAAUUGAAACACUUUUUAAAAAAGUCUGUGUGGCACAUUAGUAGGUAGUGAAAAAAUGCUUCUCACUAAUCAAGUAAAAAGUGAUAUGAAGCUUUCUUGUAGCACACCAAGAAAGGAGAAUGAAUUCUCAUUCAGUACAAAUUACAAAACAUUGCAUAGUUUAAAUGAAGCAGUGGGUUUUGAAAUGCUGCAAUGAGACAAGGUCACAAGGAGCAAUAAUUAUCUUCUUUAAAGAAAGGAUAGGAAUACACAAUUUUGAAAUUCUGAUAGGAAUACAUACUUUGAAACUGUCUAAUAAAGUUAUGAUUAGCUUUCAGUCAGUCAAUGCUGAAUUAGAUGAAUACUGCACAAACACACUGUUGUUCAUUUAGUUGCUACAAUAGGAGAUGUUUACAUUGUGCAAAAUAAGAUAGCUUUUCAGAUAUUUGGUGCUGUAAUGUAUGGCAUUCGCUAUAAAUUCUCUAUGUCAGUGUUCUAAAAAUCUAGUCAUAAAAUGUUGAUGAUAGAUUCUUUAGAAUUGUGACAUGAGAAGGAGAGAGCCACUGACUUAAGUUUCAUUUCCCCUCUGUCUCCCACCUGACCCACCAGCUGUUAGCCAAUCAGAUGCCUUGUACUUGCCUGGUACAUGUAGUUGUUCCUAGCCUAGGAGGUCACAAAAGAUGCAGAGUUGUCACCAACCAAGAACAUUGUCUCCUGGCUGUAAAUGGUAGUCUGAUUGACCAAUAACUUCCUAGCACCCUGUGUGACCUUAUACCUAGGAUCAGCAGCCAAGAGCUAACUGUCCCAUAAGAAAGAAUUGUCUGUCUGUUUGCUGGGGUAUGCUGCUAAUGUAUGGUCUCAGUGACAGGCUAGGUGGGAAGGGAUGCAUUCCCCAGGCAGGUCAGGGUUGACCACUGUUUUUGACACCCAAACUAUAUAAGUUAGGAUUGUUGCUGCAUCCAAUCAACAUCCUUGGUCACUACAUGAUUGACAUAUAUUACCAGUACAUUUACCAAAUACACACCUGGAGUAAAUAGAUGAACUUAGGUGAGCAAUUCCUUCCUUGGAAUAGUUUGCACUGAAAAGAUUAAACAUUUUAAUACAAAUGUAGUUGGAGCCAGUAGACACGUAGUGACGUAGUGACAAAAGAAGAAAGUGCCUUAUUCUUAGGAGAGCCUAUGGCUUCAGCGGUUCUGCCCAGGCAGUAAUCCAUUUCAUUUGGCAUGCUUCAAGUGCAGAUAACUAAUAUGUAAAUACAGAGCUGCAUGAUGUACCUGUCAGUAGGAGUUAAAAUAUUCGGUACCAACUGCUUUGUGACUUCUCAAGUUCCAAGCUAGUCAACCUCAUAUCAGCACAAGGCUGUCCUGUUGGCUUUGUUUUCCAAAACUUGAAUCAGUUUCCAAAUGUUCAAAUCAAGAAGAGAAUGUUGAAAAUGUCUUUUAAAUUGAUAGCAUUAUACUAGUAGUUAAACACCUUUCAGCCAGCAGCAGCCAACCACUGUCAAAAGAGCUACUGUUGAUGAUGCUAACGUAUGUCCAAGAACUAAAUAGAAACAACUAGUAAAUGAUUCACAUGUGUAUGAGAAGUUGCCAAACAACCAUAUAACACUCAAGAUAUGCUGUAGGUACAUGUAACUGCACUGAAAAUAAUACUGUCAACUGGAACAUAAUCAAAUUAUAGAAAGUCAAUCCAUACAUUGUAAAUGCACAUGCUUAGAGUAUGAACUGAUGCUGUACAUAAUAUAGCCCUAUUAUUACGACUUCCAUAUGUGGAAGUUGUUAACAUGUACAGUAGCUAUAGUAGCUAGUACAAUGUAAAUGCUACAGAUAACCCAAUAUGUGGUCAAUGAUCUGACAUAGAUUAUACUCACUUAACUGUCAGUGUAUCAUUAUUUGUGUUCUUGACCAAUGUGUGAUUAGUGUGGAGAUUUUGUUCGAGGGAAGAUUUGCUCAUUUAUGAUAUUCUGUGCUUCCAGUUUGUCACUUGUGUGAUUCUCAGGGGCAAGUUGCAAAUAGAAAGCAAACUUAUUUGAGAAAGCUGUUAUCAGUCAAUGACAGCUAGCAGCUUAUGUGAACUGAAGAGAUAGGGGCCAGAUGUAGGGUGGACCCAUCAAGUUACUUUUCUGGCUUUCAUUCAUAUUCCACGUAUUUAAGUGUCCAGGCUCCACUCAAGGUCAACUUACCACAGUGUCUGCACCUGAAUCACUUAUUGAUGAAUGCUUUAAGGUAUACUCCUUUUCAAGCAUUGAAUGAUUCCAGAUGCCAGCUUAAACAUGUGCCAAAUGUUAGAACUCCUGUCAAGGGUUUUUGCCUAAGCAGCUUCCUUCACACCUGGCAGUGCAAAACAGAGAUGUGGCAUUGAUUUAGCUCACUCUUGUCUUCAUGUGGCUUCUAUCAAUGUACCCCAUCUAUCCUGUCUUCUGUUCUUGGUUUUGUUGGACCAAUGCCUUUUCAUUUGUGUUUAAUUUAUUUUUCUAUUUUCUCAUGACCAAAAGUUGUUGCCCUGUAUUAUAGUUAUCUUUGAGACUGAUGUACAGAGGAUAGAUAUGAGAGACUUCUUUUUGUUUGUUGAUGAUUAGGUUUGACAAUAAAGGAUGAGAAUGCAAAA
Branchiostoma floridae (Florida lancelet) is the source of this 8981-nucleotide messenger RNA. Its product is annotated as mitogen-activated protein kinase-binding protein 1-like. The record is from RefSeq and is a predicted model, not a curated record. Gene Ontology annotation, molecular function: protein binding. Lineage: Eukaryota; Metazoa; Chordata; Leptocardii; Amphioxiformes; Branchiostomatidae.